AAACUAAAAUUACGUGAGAGAUUUGUGAAACAUAAAAGGAGAAGUCGAUUUAAGAGCGAGAGAGACUUCUUCAGCGGGAUUACACCCAUUUUCAAAAUUACGCGACCUCCCUGAAAAAUACUCUUACUUCAAAUGUCAGUUUUAUGUCACAAAAACUGCUAAAAAUAGCAAACGUAAACAAACUGGCAAAAGACAUUUUAAAUCGUAUUUAAUACCAAAACUGAACAAAAAUAAGCUAGAUAACUUAGAUAUACAAACUAAAGCACUAUACAAACCAUCACAACAGAAAUAUGUGCCGUGAAUAACUUUUAAAGUUUGAAAAAUAACAAUUUAUCCUGGAAUUUAGCUGUCCGUAUAAAACACGCGCGCUAGACUAUAACGAUAUGUUAUGAUUUUGUUUGUGCUUAAAUUUUGCAAUAAUUCUCACUAAAAUAUCUUGAAAAUCAUUGUAAGCAUGUUUAUAUAAAGCAUACAAAGCAUAUACAUCGUCAAGGAACCGCAAAACUCGAAGUUUAAACUUCGUGACCAAAUGACAUAAAACUGACAUGUCAACUCUAGCAUUUUCGUCCUUGGUCGCGUAAUUUUGAAAACGGGUGUAAGGAGUCCCGUAGGUAGAACUGCAAGGAAGAAGGGUAUUGAAGAUAGGAUGAAAGAGGAUAAACGAAUAAUAAUUAGGGACAAUGAAACAACUUAAAUUGGCAAAUAUAAUGUGAGAAAUAUAGAAAAAUACUGCCAUCUUUUUAAUUUACUACUUACACUUCCGGUUUAUACCGGAUAUGAUAAAUUGCGGCACGUGACGCCUGUCAAGAACGCGUUGUUUGUAUGAAAUUUAGUGUGAGGCGAUAUACAUUUUUUUAAUACAAGUUAAAAUAAUACAAAAGUAACUGAAUUUUGUUGUUUAACUCUGGUAACAAUAACAAAAAGGGUCAUUAAUUUUAGUUGUUUUACCAAAGAUUUUGUUGUGGCGGGACAUUUCAGCAUGUAGUUAGUCCCCAGCGAAUAUUUGCGGUGUUUUCAUGAAUAUUUAUGCAAAUUCUUAAACAGGUCAUGCUUCGCUGAUCAAAUAUUUACCUGCAGUUCAUGAUCUUGAAUCCUCUUCAUGAUGAAUUGGUAAACAGGUCAUGACCUUUUUGCUUUGAACAGAAUAGUUCAUGUUGUGUUAAUAAUGAAUUUUUAUUUGAAUCCUUCACCUAAUUCUAUAGUUCUUAAUUGUAGUUUCCCUAGUGUUUUUACAUGCAGUAUAUUCACCACUAGUAGUUAGAGUAUAGAAUACUUAAUUUAAUUGACCCUACUCUUCUCAUUGUUCUUCUCAUAGGCUACACAAUACUUAUAUUACAUACAGUACUUACUAGUACUUGUCCAAUACCUAUUUUAUACCAAAAAUUGCCAACCGAAAUUGAAAAUCGUUUCUUGGAAACCAAAAUAUUUUCCUGCGUGGAACGACGUUCCCAGGAUCCACCACUAUUUCCAGGUCUGACCUCGACAAGUAGGCUCCCUUUCGAAGUAUCAUAAUCUAGUAAAUAACUGCAGUACGUCUCUCAAAUUAUUUAAUAAUUACCAAUUGCAAGACUACAACAUGUACUAAAAAAUAGCAGUAAGUUAAUAUACAAUAUCAGCUCUGUUGCAGUAACUGCGCACCAGCUGUUAACCUCUGCUGUAACAACCUACUAAGUGAAACCUAUCUAGUUGCUACGAGCAGCUUACUAUAUUUGUCAUAAUUGAUUAAUAUAGCCCUCAAAAUGCAUGGUCACUGGUCAGCGGUACCUGCACUGUGUUUGCACCAAAUAUAAAUAUUGAUUCUAAUAAGACGCUCUUAAUUAAAUGUUAUCACGCGACAUUAGAUAAACAGCAUAGGAAACUGUUGAGGAAAAUGGGUACUUUUGUCUUUUUUAAAAUUGUCAUCGUUACAUGCGGCAUUUGUUUAUUGGAAAUGCACACUUGGCCCCAUGCAUGUAUACGGUGGCUCACAAGGGACAGCACAUAAAAUAGAAUCGAAGAUCAAACACAAAUAAAAAUAUAAAAUAACUUAAUAAGUGAAAGUCACACAAAUAAGAAAAAGUGCACAAAAGUAAAAUGUAUAUCUCCAUCACAGGUAAAAAUGUGCAAGUUGAAAAAGAAAUAGAUAUGCAAAGAAAAAUAUUAGAUACACACAUAAACCAAAUUAAAUGAACACGUGCAUCAAAGAAAGUGAGCUGUGCGCGCGCAUGGCAUCACAUGCCCGAGCCAGGGCGCUUUAAACACACAGGGGUGUUUGAUCGCUCCCUGGCACGAACCAAUAUUCGCUCAGUGGCAUGAACUCAUGCAGAGCUUCCGUCUUUGUGUGGUUCUCGCGUGUAACAUUGUGCGCGCGCACAGUGUCACUUUCUUUUAUGUAUUUGCUCAUCUUCAAUUUUGUUAUGUAUGUAUGUAUGUAAAACUUUAUUUCAAUACGCUAACUUCGACAAUUAUUUACAACUGGUUUCCACGAAGGGCGUAUACACACAAAGAGCUAAAUGUUAAUUAUAUAUAAAACAAAGUAUGCAAGAAUCCCACCCUAAAAUUUUAUCAUCUUCCUCCCAAACCUCCACCCCCUAAACAAGUACCCACCCACCCUCACGCAAAACUAACCCCUUUCCCGCCCACAAUCUAUAUUGUCCUCCCAUCAUUUGGUCCUGGAGAAAUUAGCUUAUCAUCUGCUUAAAUGCAAUUUCGCCAUUGUUUUAAAUGACGUAAUUGACUCAGCCGCCUUGACAUCUUGCGGGAGACUAUUCCAUAGAAUUGCUCCACUGUAUCCAAAUGUUUUCUUUAGAAAUUCCGUUUUCGGUUUUUUUAACGAGAGAUCAGUUUCGCUAUUGCGUAAAUCAUAAAUAUUCUGCGAUGCAUUUCUCCGAGAAAAAAGAUCUUUAAGGUUUGGCGCAGUGUGGUUCCCCAAGACUUUAUACAUCAAUACUAGCUUGUUUUGUUCUCGUCUCCUAGCCAGGGUUUCCCAGCCUAAUUUGUUUAGGACUUCAGACGAUCUUACAUCGUAGUCAGCUCCGGUAAUCACCCUUGCUGCUCGAUUUUGGAAUUUUUGCAAUUUGUCUUGAAGUCCCAAACCACAGUUAUCCCACAGGGGAGAACAGUAAUCAAAAUGAGGCUGAAUUAAUGUUUUGUAGACAUCAUGUAAGGUUUUGUGUGGAACAUAAGGUUUUAUUCUUUUAAUUGCUCCUAUUCCAGCGCUAAUCUUAUGGCAUACAGAAUCAAUAUGUUUCUCCCAACUUAAUUUUUCAUCUAGAUUUACACCUAGACAUUUAAAUGUAUUGGUUUGUGGGACUGGGAUUUUGUUAAUCUCAACGGGUCUAUUUCCUAUUUUAUGAUUUAGAUUAUGCGUAGAUCCAAUAAACAUGACUUUUGUUUUUUUCCUAUGAUAUUUUAGUUUGUUUUUAGCAAGCCAUUUAUGAAUACUGGAAAGGUCCAUAUUCAAAUUGUCAAUCAAUGUAUCGUAAUCAUGCGAAGAGGAAGAUAUCUGAGUGUCGUCGGCAUAAAGACAUGGGGUUGUCCUUUCUAAAAUAUCAGGCAUAUCAUUAAUAUAUAGCAAAAACAAUAAUGGACCAAGUAUGGAUCCUUGCGGAAUUCCGCAUAUUAUUGUUCUUGCAGAAGAAGUUUGAUCAUUAACAGAACACACUUGCUUUCUAUUCCUUAAGUAUGAUUGGAACCAUUUUAACUCAAUGUCGUGAAUUCCAAACCGGGUUUUAAGCUUCUCCAAUAAUAUCUCGUGAUUCACCGAGUCAAAUGCUUUACAUAUAUCAAGAAAAACAACUCCAUUUAUUUUGCCUUCAUCCAUGUCUUGUAGCCAUUGAUCACACAUUUGUAUAAGAGCACCUAAGGUUCCAUGUUUUGGUCUAAACCCGGACUGAAAUUUAGACAGAAGCGCAUGUUUAUUCAAAAAGCUAUAUAUUUGAGUAAAAACUUCCCCUUCAAAUAUUUUACUUAUUAUGGGAAGAAUUGAAAUUGGUCUAUAAUUUUCGCAUUUACGCUUAUCCUCAGAUUUGUAAAUUGGUAUAACUCUAGCCAAUUUCCACUCAUCUAUAUAAAUACCAGUUCUAAUCGAUAGGUUAAAUAUAAAAGUUAUAGAUGGAGCAAUAAGGGUUGAUGUCAGUUUUAAAAUAUUCGCAGGUAUUCCAUCCAUACCUGUCGCUUUUGAGACAUUUAGUUUUUGUAGGCGUUUGGAAACACUAUCUAUAGUAAUAUCUGCGAAGUGAAAAUUUUCUUUAGGAAGAAGCACAGUACUUUCAUAAAUUACUUGAUCAUUUAAAGCAUCAGUGCUUUGACAUGCUGAUUCAGCAGCCAUCUUCAUUCCAAUAUUUAUAAAAUAUUCAUUUAAUGUUUCAGUAAUAGAUUUAUCAUCAGAAAUAAUAUCAUCAUUUACUUUCAGUUCAUUAAUAUUUGCAUUCUUAUGCUUUCUUCCUAAGAGCGAAUUUAUCCAAGCCCAUCCGCUUUUACUGUCUCCCAUUUGAGAGCUUGCCUGGAUUUUAUCACAAAAGUACUUAGAUUUUGCUUUCCGCAUGUUUAUAUUUACUUCAUUACGUAGUGUUUUAUACAAUUCCCACUGUGACUCCGAAUCAUAUUUUAUGGCCUUUUUUUUGUGAUAGUCCCUUUUUCUCAUAAGUUCUUUAAUUUGAGGAUUAAUCCAUGGGACAGGGUUAUUCCUUAUUCGCUUGUGGCGCAGAGGGGCAUGUCUAUUAAGUGCAUCUAAUAAUAGUGAUUUCCAGACUUGCCAACAUAAAUUGGGAUCUCCAAACUGAUAGACCAUCUCCCAAGGCAAUUGAGACACAUCCCGAAUGAAAUCAUUUUCGACAAAGUUUUUAAAGUUACGAACCUGACGAAUUUUUUGCCUUCCAUUCGGUAGUGUAAAUUUUCUCACAGCGUAGACAAGGCUGUGAUCUGAAAUUCCCAGGUGAAUGACACCUGAUCUGGAAAUAUUUUCUGGUCUAUUUGUUAAUAUUAAAUCAAUUAGUGUAGCUGAUUUAGGAGUUAGCCUUGUAGAUUCUUUAAUAAGUUGGUCUAUCUGAUACAGAGAACAUAAAAAUUGCAACUUACAUGUGUGAGGGUCAGGUAUAGUUUUACUGACAUCACAAUUUAGAUCUCCUAUGAGGAUUAGCUCCUUAUCUUCAUUAUCACAUUUUGCUAAAAAGCUUGCCCAGUAAUCAAAUAUAUUCAUAAGAGAAUUUGGUGGUCUAUACCACGUGCUUAUUAGCAGUGAUUUAUUGUAGGGUAAACUUAAUUCAAUGCAGACCAUCUCAAGUUCAUCAGGGAUUAGAUCUAUUCUAUCUGAGAAUGAUAUGUUUUGGCGAACAUAUAGAACCACACCACCACCAAACCUAUUUCGAUCUUUACGAAUUAUAUUAAAACCAUCAAUAUGUAUCUCAUUAUUUGAAAUCUGAUUAUCAAUUUUGGACUCAUUAAUUGCAAGAAUGUCAAGGGCGUUAUUGUUAAGGAUUAAGCGAAUUUCAUCCAGAUGUUUCAUUAAGCUAUUUACAUUUAAGUUGGCUAUCUUCAAACCUUUACUUUUGGCGAUUAUGUUAAUUUCACUAUCUAUGCCUAAUAAAGAAUUGCUUGGCACAUCUUGACAAUUUACUUGUUCACGUUCAUUAUCGCAUUUAGUAGUUCUGCCAGAUGGUUUAUUGUGUUCUUUGGAAAAUCCUGACGGGAAUGUUUUUGUGGGCGCAGUGAACUUAAGGAUUGCCCAUCCCUAAGGAACUUAAUAAAAUGUGUAGCUAGUAUGGCAGUCCCCUUUGCAUUUAGAUGCAGGCCACUAGAGUUCAAACAUGUCUCAUCUAUUGACAUAUUACUUAUAAAUGUCACAUCAUGCUUAGAUGACAAACUCUGAACUUUCUCAUUAAUUUCUUCUAUGUGUGUGUGUCCCAUAUUUUCUUUACAUAUUCCUCUUUUUUAAUUUGCACGUACAGCGUAAUAUUUUUAUUUGUGAUAGUUCCUAUUAUCUGUAAUUGGCUUUAUAUUUGUAUUUGUUUGUGUUGUUCUAUUUUUAUGUGGUGUCCCUUGUGAGGCACGGUACAUGUGCUGUACAUUUUUUAACACUUCACUGUCUAUUGAAUAUUUAUGAUAUUUCCGUGCCUGAUGCAUUGUUCUAUUUUCAAAUUUAACUUCUUUAAUAUUAAUUAUUUUUAGAAAAUGUUCCUGCAAAAGAUGGCCAGGAACCUGAAAAGGUAAAAACGUUGUAUUACACAUUACAUGUUAAUAUUAAACAAUACAUUGAAGUUCGUUAUGUGUUAGUCAGUCAUUGGGUAAACUUUUAGUUCUAAUUGUAUUAAAAGGAUCACUGCCAUACCAGAAAAUCUUCAAUAUAAUAUUGAACUCUUGUUCAAAAUCAUUUCCAGCUGAUUCACUCUUAUUUGGUUAAUUGUGGUACAUUGUACUAUAGCUAUACACGAGAUUAGCAUUAUACAUGUACAGUAAAGCCUGAUCGAUCCGCAUUUUUGAGAUGCAUGAGGUAGCAGUGUUGUGACGUACGUUAUCUGGAUUGAGAUGGUGUGAAUUGAUGUGAGGUAGCGUCAGGUGUGGUUAGGGUGAGGUGGUGUGAGCUAGCUCUUAUUUAGUGCUAUACUUAGUUUAUGUUUAGCUAAAUAUCAUAAUUUUGAGCAUCUUACUCAUUAGAACUAAUUUUUAUGGGUUUUGUAGAUGGAAAUUUCGAGUGUAAAACAUCCUGCAAAACACCAUGUGUUUUACACCGCCCUGAUUAGGAUAACCGGGAGCAGUUGCGAAAUUAAAAUGUACCUAUAGGCCCUCUGAUAGGAAUCUAACCUACGGCCCUGCGAUUCCCCUGCAGCACUUUAACCAACUGAGCUACAGAGUCCAGAGCUACAUGAAGCAGAGCGCUGCACCGGGCAAGGCGCUACUGAAAAACACAUCGUGACGUAGGCUUCCUGAUUAAAAAUGCGACUACAUACAGUAGUUGGGCGUCGAUUGAGUCAAUUUGCCGCCUUGAAUAAUGCGGUUUGGAUGGCCAAUGGAGAACUUGGUCUCCAACUGAUACAAGAGUAUCAGCGACUCUGCACAUCGAUUGUGAUGUGCGACAAAAUUUCCACUCCAUACUCUUUUCGUGUACGAAAUCUUUCAUUUCUGUGGUAUCUCUUCCUUACUUAAUUUUUUUUUACUUUUCACUAGAUGGGAAAUGUUUAUCCUCACAAACCAUAUCAUGUUUCUCGUACAAGAAGAACAGAAUUAAACAAAAAUGAAUCAUUGUUUUCUGCCAUGACUGAUGAUGAAGAUGUUGUUAGAACUGUUUAUCUGACAGGUCAACCUGGAUCUGGGAAAACAGAGUUAGCUCGACAAUAUGGUGAACAGUUUAUAAAGGCGACAUCUUCCGAUGAUACAUCCAAACCUUUGGUGAUUACAUUGAAUGCCAACUCAGAAGAAUCUCUUUUGGAAUCAGUGAAAGAAGCUACGCGAAAAUUACCACUGCCAGUGCGUAUGGAGCUUCCAAUAAAAAGUCUUGAAGAACUGAUGAAAAACCUGAGAGAUUAUUUCCGUAAUUACAGUGGUGCUUGGCUUCUUAUUAUUGAUGACAUGUUCGAAAAGAAUGACUUCAAUAAGUUAUUUCCACGACCUGGUGGCAAGGAAUGGGGUGGUGGUCAGGUCCUGGUCACAACACAAGAUAAUAAUCUCGUACCUGCUUGCCAUCUGUUUGCAAAGAAAUUGUCCUUGAACAAGGGAAUGACUAAAGAAGAUGCUCUUGCAUUGCUGAAGGAGAUCAGUGAUGUUGAAGUUGAUGAUUUUGCUGAAGAAAUUAUUAAAGAGUUGCAGCGUUUUCCUCUUGCUUUGGCGUGUUGUGCAAUAUAUGUUGGAGAAACAAGACAAGAUCGUCCUUCAAUACAGUUCGGAUGGAAAGAAUAUCUAGACCUUUAUCGUCAAAAUGCCAAACUUGAAUCCCGAACAUUUUCCAAAAACAAUGUUUAUCCUUUAUCCAUGACGGCUGCUAGUACAAUGGCUGUAAAGCGAAUGGCAGAAACAAAUGAUGUUCUACGACUAACAUUUUCGUUUCUUUCAUAUUGUGUAUUGCUUCCAGUUCCUUUGAAUGUACUAGCACCCCACGUCAAGGAAAAUCUACCAGACCAGAGUGAUAAACGGCCUACAACAAAGGAAGAAAUUAAAAAAGAGAUUUCAAGGUGUACACUACUCGUUCACGGACAGUCACAGAACGUUGAAACAAUAAAAUAUCAUCAGGUAAUUCACAAUGCCUUUCAAAGUGCAGAAAACACAAAACCUGUUGAGCAGCGGGAACUUGAAUUUGUCAAAAUGAUGAAAUCUUUGAACGACACACUAGAUUUCAUGGACAAUACGUAUAAAGAAAACGUACUUCUUAAAGUCCUUGUGAGAUUUCACCUGAAGUCAUUUGUCGAUCAUGCCAAUGAUAUGUCCUGGAAUGAUACGGCUGAAUUUGUCUUGAUUUCUAUGAAAGACGAUCAGUUUCUUUUUUCAACGUCGAACAUGCCCGAUGAAAGCGCUGUCAAGAGUCUGGAAUUGCUGUAUUAUAAUUUUUUUUUAGAACUUAACUUAUCCGACGAGAGUUGUUGUGAUAUAUUGGCCAACCUUGGCUUCUAUUAUCUAGAACUUGACCGUGAUGAAGUUGCUUUGAAUUUUUUAUGUAAAGCUUAUUUCAUGACGGAGGGUAAAAGUGAGAAAAAAUGGUUGUUGUUAAGAUGUCGUAUCUUGUACAACUUAGCCCGGACGUAUUACAACAUGGACAGUUUGAGCCUUGCUGUAGAAAUGAUGAAGAGGUCGAUUGACUUGGCCAAAAAUGUGUAUAUCAAGGAAGAAGAUAAAGUUAUGAACAGAUUUUAUUGGCUUGCUUACUUUACUACUUUUCGAUGAAAUUUUGGAAACUAGGAGCAGUUGUCGAAGAAGCAGCAGAAUUUUUGUCAAGUUGUGCGCCAGAUAGUGAGAGUGUAAGCAGAGCACGUUGUUUGGACUAUCUAUCGCGUGUAUACGUGUUUGGCAUUAUUGCAUCCACUUUUAAGCCUUGGAAAUACCGGAACUAUAUAAAUUUGGUGGCAAAUGUUACGAACAAAUGUCUGAACAUUUAUGAACACGUAUUAGGAGAUGAAGCUUCCUCGUGCCCAGAAUACUGUUUGGUACUCGCCCAGUCUGCAACACUUAAAUCAGAGGCAAACCCAACUGAAGCAAGAACACAACUGGAGAAAGUACUUGAAUACUGCAUUCAAAAUGGUGACAAGUUUAACUAUAGCCGGAUAGCUGCUCGUAAGAAACAUUUCUGUGACAAUUCAGGUCGGUGGCGAUAUUUGUUAUAUUCGAUUCGAAGCUUUAUAAGGGGACGUUUGGUAUUUGCUGAGGGAAUUAACCUAUAUGACGAUAUCUUGGAGGAUUGUAAUACUGAACAAAUAUCACCAUCUCGUCGACAGAUAAACACGCUCAAGAGAUCCAGAAAUUUUUUAAUUUGGUGUAACUAUACUUUAAUCUUUUUAAUGGUUUUGCUCUUUAUUUACCUUGUCCUUGUUGUUAAGAUUUGAAGAGCUUCAUGAUUCAUGAAACAGCGUCCCUUUGAUUGUCCAACUAUACCCGAACUAAUCUUUUUGGGAACGCUUUUAUCAUUUCUAUAUCAAAGAAGAAUAAACUUAUAAUAAUUUUUAAAGAAACAUUAUAUAAGUGACUCUGGGAUUUAUAUAUCGGACAUAUAGUAACUAUAUUUUGUAUGUAUGUAAUUUGUAAAUUUUAAGCAAUUCAGCAAUAUAUAUUAUGAUAGGCUGCAAUGUGACAUUCUAUCAAACUAUCUAUCUAUCUAUCUAUCUAUCUAUCUAUCUAUCUAUCUAUCUAUCUAUCUAUCUAUCUAUCUAUCUAUCUAUCUAUCUAUCUAUCUAUCUGUCUAUCUAUCUAUCUAUCUAUCUAUCUAUCUAUCUAUCUAUCUAUCUAUCUAUCUAUCUAUCUAUCUAUCUAUCUAUCUAUCUAUCUAUCUAUCUAUCUAUCUAAGUGACAACAUGGCGGACAGUCGUCUAUUUUCAAGCUCUGUUUGUGAGGAUAUUGUAAAAACUGGCAUUCGAUCAAUAAGCGUUAAAUAUCCCAUUACUAUUGAGAAGACACGUUCUGGUCAAAAAUUAAAGUGGUUAGGAAGUUGGGAAGAGUUCAAAUCAUUCAUUACAGCCGAAUUAAAAUUGGCUGGUGAGUGGUACGUCAUUUGUAAAUAGCAAUGGCGGCAUUUACGUUUUAAAAUGUGAAGCUCUCCUUUUAUCCGACCACAAAAACAGUUAACGUGCAAGGUGUGAUGAAAGAUGUUGUCAAAAAGAAUCUAUCGGACUUAUAUUUACUGAGUCAAUAUUCAGCAGAAAGUAAUAUUUCUGUGCAAGAUCAACAACAAAUUAAUGUCGAAGACGAAGAUGAUAGCGUGGGCGAAACCGAGUGCGUUCUAUUGAUGAUGCGGCAGCACAUGCCGAUUCUCAAUUGGGUUAUGAUAAAACCUCGCAAUUCAACCACACUUGUCAUGAUUGUCGACAAAAUAAAUUGGUUAUUGAAUCGUUCCUUCACAGGUUAGACAUUAAGUAAACUCAAGAUCUCAAGAAAUCUCUUACGAUAAUCUACUCUCCAGCUACAAAAUUAUGAAGGAGGAGUGAGACAGUCUAUUGACAACUUUAAGGUUGUUGAUGAAAGACUUCAAGUCAUCUGAAGAAAAUCAUACUAAUUUUAAUGAAGCUAGUAAACCGAAACAAAAUGGUGGAUCAUCUACCGAAGGCGAAGCGUUAAACGGCAAAACUAAAAUUGCAUCUCGUGAAAGGAAUUUGAGUACUAAAUCUCAAUCACCAACACAUACGAACACAUCAGAAGACAACAACGGCGUAAGAAGCGAUCGCGAAGUCGAGAAAGGAAUUAAAGCUCACUCAGUACGUACAUCUGGUACAGACAGAACAGGAGGUGAUGUUUUUGUUGUGGGAGACUCCAUGAUCAAAUAUGUACAAGGAAGGAGGCUGUCAAAAAAGCAUAAGGUAACCACUAUAACCUGUCCUGGUGCCACGGUGGCUGACAUGAGUGAUUUUGUUAAACCUGUCAUUGGAAAAAAGCCCAAAAAAAUUAUUAUUCAUGUUGGCACCAACAACGUCCGACAUGAUAAACCAGAACAGUUAAGCAGAAAGAUUGUUGAUUUGGCAUAUAAUAUUAAGAAGGAGCAGCCUACAGUAGAUAUAGCCAUUUCAUCUAUAAUUCAUAGAUCUGAUAACAUAUCGCUAAACUCCAAGAUCAAUCAAGUGAAUGAUAGCUUAAAACAUCAAUGUUCUAAUUAUAAGUUUGAUUUUAUUUGUAAUGACAAUUUAAAGGAGAACAUACUAAAUGCAUGGUACAGAUACUGAAAAGAGCCAUGAUGAAUCCUCACAAUCGUACAAUCAGUCGUUUGACGAAAUUAUGUCUAGUUGUAGAGGCUUCAAAAUGGCAUCGCUAAAUAUAAACAGUCUAAACAAACACAUUGACGAGUUGAAAGUAUUAAUGAUGCACAAACCCAUUGAUGUGUUUGCAAUUAAUGAAUCCAAAUUAGACCAGGAUGAUGCUAACGAUCUUAUUGCAUUAACUGGCUAUAUGGUAGAACGAAGAGAUCGUAAUAAACAUGGUGGAGGGGUCUGCGUUUAUAUUCGUAACUCAAUAAACUACAAAAGGCGCUUUGAGUUAGAAGAUCAAAAUUUGGAAAUUAUUGUAAUUGAGGUUAUAAAGCCUUAUUCUCAACCUUUUCUUAUUAUAGCGUGGUACAGACCACCGAAAAGUCCUUUACAAUGUUUUGAGCAAUUUGAGGCCUGUUUUAUACGUCGAAUUUUGGUCGCGUCGAAUGCAAUUAAGACAAUAGAUAAUGAAGCUUAAUGAGGUUUAUCAUCUCAUUAUCUAUUGUUUGAAUUGCAUUCGACGCGACCGAAAUUCGACGUAUAAAACAGGCCUGAGAAUCUUUACAAAACAAUUGAUAGUAAAUACAAAGAAAUUUACAUUUUAGGUGACCUGAAUUGUAAUUAUCUAUUAAAUCCCCCUGAGUGUCAUACACAACACCUUAAUAAUUUAUUAGUUAACUACCAACUGAAUCAAAUUAUUGUUGACCCAACCAGAGUAAAUAGCACUUCGCAAACUUUGAUUGAUUUAAUAAUUACUAACAAAUCUGAUUCUAUUAUCAAUUCGGGAGUUUACCCUCUGUCAAUAAGUGACCAUUAUUUAAUUUACGCAGUACGGAAAAUCGGCAUACGUAAUGGUAAACCACGAUAUAUUGAAUGUCGAAACUUUAAAAACUUUAGUGAAUCUAAGUUCAAAAAGGACCUAAAAUCUACUCAUUGGCCUAUAAUUAAUGAGUUUGAUGAUGUCAAUGAUGCAUGCGAUACAUGGACAUCUAGAUCUGUUUUUAGUGAAGUGAUUGAAAAACACGCGCCUGUACGUAGUUUCAGAGUUCGUAAUAAACCUAGUCCUUGGCUUAAUUCAGAACUCAAAUAUUUAAUGAUAAAUAGAGAUAAACUGAAGAAAAAGGCUAUUUCAUCCAAUAAUUCUGAAUCUUUGUCUGCUUAUAAGCAGCAAAGAAAUUUUGUAAAUAAUAAGAUCAGAAAAGCGAAAAAGGCAUAUUUUCAAGACGAACUCAACAGAAAUGUAAAUAAUGUUAAAGAAACAUGGAAAAUUUUAAAUAAUGCGUUGGGAAAGAAAUCGGAUAACAUCGAAAUAAACACGCUGUCAUCUGACUCAGGAGAAAUCUUAACCCAGUCUCAUUUGACAUUGCAAAUUCGCUUAAUAAAGAUUUCGUUGGAAUUGGUCCGAAAUUGGCCUCCAAUGUUCCCCUUUUAGGCAAGGUAGCAACAGCUAAGGAUUACAUGACCCAGGUUGAAUCGUCAUUUGAAUUUCAAAAGAUAGAUUCUAAAGACGUCUUCAAAUUAAUAAACAAAUUAAAUUUGCGUAAAGCUUCGGGCUGUGAUAAAAUAUCAAAUAGAUUAUUAAAAAUAUCUGGUCCUUAUAUUUAUGAAGCUUUAAUAAAUUUGUUCAAUCUUUCUCUUACAACAAAUAAAUUUCCGACAAGGUGGAAAAUUGCAAAAGUCUUUCCAUUACAUAAAACAGAGGAAAGGUAUAAUGCAAAUAAUUAUAGGCCUAUUUCGGUGUUAUCUUCAAUUGCACGUCUCUUUGAGCGCCUUGUGUAUAACCAAAUGUAUGCUUAUUUAUCUAAACAUAGACUAAUCAAUACCCGUCAAUCUGGAUUCCGUUCACUUCACUCUACCAUGACAGCCUUACUGGAUAUGACAAAUCAAUGGUGUUUUAAUAUUGAUAAAGGGAUGUUAAACGGUGUGAUUUUUCUUGAUCUAAAGAAGGCUUUUGACACCAUUGAUCAUGAAAUUUUGCAAAUGAAACUUGCAUGUUAUGGUUUGAAAGAGUGUAGUUUGGAAUGGGUUGAAUCCUACUUGACAAAUAGGGUACAAGUUUGCCAUGUAAAUGGCAUAUAUUCAAAUGAAGAAACCAUUUCCUGUGGGGUUCCACAAGGUUCCAUUUUGGGUCCGGUCUUAUUUUUGCUAUAUAUAAAUGACCUACCCAGUUGUUUGGAACAUGGAAUUGCCAGGCUAUUUGCUGACGAUACAAAUAUGACUUCCACAGGUCGCAAUUUGGAAUCGGUAGAAAAUAAAAUGCAGAUUGAGCUUAAUAAAAUAUUCAAGUGGCUUUGUGCAAACAAGUUGACACUGAAUAUUUUAAAAACCGAUUUCAUGGUUAUUGCUUCUCGACAAAAGCUAGCGGCCUUGGGAGACUCAAUAACAUUGUCAGUAAACGGUGUUUUAUUAAGCCAAGUUCGUUCGGUGAAAUCCUUAGGAGUAAACAUAGACGAAAACUUAACUUGGGAAAACCAUGUGGAGAGUAUUCGCUUAAAAGUAUCCCGUAAUAUUGCUACUGUGAGGCGAUUAAAGCCCAUUUUAACACAAAAAAAACUAAUAUCACUCUAUCGGGCAAUAAUUGAACCAUAUUUCAUUUAUUGCUCCAUAGUUUGGGACAGCCUUGGUCAAACAUUAGACAAGUCUCUACAAAUUUUACAAAAUAGGGCUGCCCGUGUGAUAACUGGGGCACAUUUCUCAACAUCAUCCUCAAAACUCUUAAAAAGACUUGGCUGGAUGAAUAUUCAGGAAAUGAGGUAUCAACAAAAGGCUAUGAUGAUGUAUAGAAUAGUAAAUGGUAAUGCACCAUCUUAUUUAAUAGACAUAUUUAAACAUUGUCAUGCUUUGGAUAUAUAUAAUCUCAGAAGGUCUAAAAUAACCUUCGAACUUCCAAAAAAUCGAACACUGUAUUACAAUUCAAGUUUUGCCUUCACUGGUGCUAAAUUAUGGAAUUCUCUUCCGGAUGAGAUAAAAGACGCACCAUCACUUAAAAUAUUUGUAAAAAUGUUAGACUCGACUAUAUUCUGUGCCAACUAGAAUAUGUUUUCUGUAUAUGGUUUUAUAUUGAAAUAUUAAGAUACACGGCUUUUAGGAAGAACAAAU
Paramuricea clavata is the source of this 14450-nucleotide messenger RNA. The record is from the annotation of a GenBank genome assembly. Lineage: Eukaryota; Metazoa; Cnidaria; Anthozoa; Malacalcyonacea; Plexauridae.